This is a messenger RNA of Dothidotthia symphoricarpi CBS 119687, 680 nucleotides long. RefSeq lists its product as uncharacterized. The transcript is spliced from 3 exons. The record is from RefSeq and is a predicted model, not a curated record. The coding region runs from base 110 to 490 and encodes 126 amino acids. NCBI's taxonomy places the organism in Eukaryota, Fungi, Ascomycota, Dothideomycetes, Pleosporales, Dothidotthiaceae.
UUACACCCUUUUGAACUCAGCAUCCUUCUCAACGUCGUUUUUAAACACUUAUUACACCCUCAAUAAUCACUUCAACAUUUCUUGUCGAUUUCAAUCACGAUCUAGCACUAUGGUCCAAUUUACAGCUUCUUUGUUGACCCUCCUAGCCACCGUCUCCCUGACAGCUGCAAAGCCCGACUGUAACGCCGGCGGCUACCUUUCAUUUCAUGUUGAAGAAGCAGCACGCUGCAUCAACGAGCUUGCAGCGCUCGAUUCAAUCUGCAAGACAGACCAGGCCGGAAGAGUCUUGCGGAAAUGUGGAAGCACACAAAUCUGGUCGCAUACUUCCAACCGAUUCGGAGCUUCAACGCCAUGUAAGAACGUUGCUGUUUCGGCUGGGUUGAUUAUGGAUGCUUGCACCGUCAAAGAUAACAGAGGCACUUGGAUUCACGGCGCAGCAUAUGUGCAGGGGAACGGCGAUUUCUGGAUCAGGAUUGAGGGUUCUGGAUAGAUUUGACUUGUUGUGAUGAGGCCUCAAUCACCCUAGGCUUGGAAAAUUGUCAUUGACCUUGGAAGACCUUGGGAUUGUAGGAUUUGAACGGGUGGCUUUUCAGUGAGAAGUGUUUGAAUCAACAGCCGGGAAGAACAUGGGGAUCAGAUCCUGCGUAUAACGUGAGAGAAUGCAAGAAGCACAAUUGAAC